AUGGUGGCUGAAAAGCCGUCCAUCUGCAAUGCUAUUGCCAAUGCCCUCUGUGCAGGGGCGGAAAUGAGUACGAGAGGACGCUCACCUCCAGUGCACGAAUUCCACGGGCGCUUCGAAGGACAAUCAGCACGUAUAAGGGUCACAUCCGUGACGGGGCACGUUUUCUCGACGGACUUCCCCGGACAGUACAGCAAUUGGGAGGCCGUGGACCCGGUCGACUUGUUCAAAGCCCCCACUCGGAAGGAGCCGACGAGCAAAUUCAUCACCCAUCACUUGGCAUCGGAGGGAAAAGGGGCAGAUAUCCUUGUGCUCUGGCUGGAUUGCGACAGAGAAGGCGAAAACAUCUGCUUUGAGGUCAUCGAGUGCAUGCAACCGGGGUUCAAGGCUCACACGCGCAUUCUGCGGGCACAUUUCUCAGCAAUCACGCCGAAAGACAUUCACCGUGCUUUACAGAAAUUAGGCGUGCCCAACAAAGAUGAAGCCCUCUCGGUGGAUGCGCGCCAAGAGCUAGAUUUGAAGGUCGGAGUCGCCUUCUCACGCUUCCAGACACGUUAUUUUCAGGGUAAAUAUGGGGAUCUGGACGCAACUUUGGUCUCGUACGGGCCUUGUCAGACGCCGACCUUGGGCUUCUGCGUCCAGCGGCAUGACGAGAUUCAAUCCUUCAGCCCGGAGAAGUUUUGGUACCUGGCAGCAGCGGUCGCGAAAGACGGGGCUAACGUAGCGCUUGAAUGGGGCCGCGGGCGUGUGUUUGACCACGAAGUGGCCCAUGUCUUCCUCCACCUCGUGGGGGAGGCGGGCUCUGUCGCUGUCGAUAAAGUUCAGAAGUCCGAGCAACGACGCACCAAACCCACCGCCCUCAACACGGUGGAACUCCUGAAAGAGGCCUCCAAAGUGCUGGGCAUGGGCCCUGCGCAGACAAUGUCCGUGGCAGAGCGACUCUAUCUCUCUGGUUAUCUGUCCUACCCACGGACCGAGUCCACCGCCUAUCCGGAGAGCUUCGACGUCCGCGGUGCGCUGAGCUUGCAGGUUUCCCACCCGACCUGGGGAGACUACGCCAAAGGGUUGCUCCAAGAAGGCGUGUCUCGGCCGCGCGCGGGCGUGGACGCGGGAGACCACCCGCCAAUCACGCCUGUACGGGCCUUGGAUCCCACGGAAUUUCCUGGGGACAUGGGACGGCUCUACGACCUGGUCACGCGCCAUUUCUUGGCAAGCUUGUCGCAUGACGCCCGCUUUCUCCAGACUAAAGUCCUCUUCUCCUCGGAAUGCGGGGAGUCCUUCAGUGCCUCCGGAAAGAUCAUGAUCGACCCUGGCUAUCUCGCUGUGCUCGCACAGUCUAAGGAUGAGAGCAAGCUGCCGGAUUUUCAAGAAGGGGACCAUUUUACAUUCUCCUCGUUGGGGCUUGGCGACGGCCACACGUCUCCACCGGGGUACUUGACCGAAAGCGAAUUGAUCGAGAGAAUGGAAAAGCAUGGCAUCGGAACAGACGCUUCGAUUUCCUCCCACAUCAACAACAUCGUGGAACGCAACUACGUGCACGUCGGUGAUGGUCGGACCCUGAUUCCCAACCCGCUCGGUGAUUGCGGCAACAUUCUAGGCAUUGUCCUCGUGCAUGGAUACCUUCGGAUCGACGCCGAUCUUGUCCUCCCUAAGGUGCGGGCACAAAUUGAGAGCGAAUGCACCCUCAUCGCCAAGGGGCAGGCGGAUAUGCAGAGCGUCGUGGACCAUUCUCUGCGGAACUUCGAAGCGAAAUUCCGCUAUUUCGCCGAGCACAUUGACCUGAUGGACUCCCUUUUCGAAGCGACUUUUAGCCCUCUGGCGGCGACAGGCAAGCCCUUGUCUAGAUGUGGAAAAUGCAGACGCUUUAUGAAGUACAUCCACCUGAAACCGCAACGCCUGUACUGUCCCAUUUGCAAUGAAACGUACGCCUUGCCUCAGAACGGCACUAUCAAAUUGUACAAGGAACUUAAAUGCCCGCUCGAUGAUUUUGAGCUACUCUUGUUUUCACUCGGAAAUGCUCAAGGUGCUCAGGGUAAAUCUUUUCCUCUUUGCCCGUACUGUUAUUCCCAUCCUCCUUUCGAAGGCCUCAGCAUUAUGGGCUGUGACUCUUGCAUGCAUCCUACCUGCAAGCACUCCCUCACACGAAACGGCGUCUGCCCUUGCCCCGGCGAGAGUGGAGCUGCCUGUCCUGGCACGUUAGUCUUAGACGUCAACUCUUACCCUAACUGGAAAAUGGCGUGCAAUCGCUGCAACAAUUUAGUGCUUUUCAAGGUGACAGGCGGAAACAUUCACAGUAUCAAGCCAGCCACGUCCCAAUACUGCGAGGUUUGUGGCUCCGCUGUACUAACGAUCGAGUAUCAAAAGGAUAAAAGCCCCUUAUCUGGUGAGGAGGGACGAUUUUGUGCGGGAGGGGAAACCAAGAUAGAAGGAUGUGUUCUGUGCCACGACAUUCUUAACACCUGCACCGAACUGGCCAAAGGCCGACACAAGCAUGUCGCCAUUGCCCGCAAAGACUUUGCCAAGCGCAAUCGAGGACGGGGGCGUGGACGCGGGCGAGGAAGGGGCCGCGGGGGGAAAGGGGGGGCCAAUCCUCUUAUGUCUUUCGAAGAUUUUUGA
Messenger RNA from Nannochloropsis gaditana CCMP526, 2613 nucleotides. It is a transcript of the gene TOP3, whose product is annotated as DNA topoisomerase III. The transcript is spliced from 16 exons. Gene Ontology annotation, cellular component: nucleus. The record is from RefSeq and is a predicted model, not a curated record. Bases 1 to 2613 code for a protein of 870 amino acids. Gene Ontology annotation, molecular function: DNA topoisomerase type I (single strand cut, ATP-independent) activity; DNA binding. Gene Ontology annotation, biological process: DNA topological change.